GAGAAAUCAUCAAUAAUGACAGAUAAACAAGAGCAUAAUGACGAGAUUCGUUCGAUGUCACGUAAAUUCGAGGCGAUAUCAACCACAGACAGGAAUUCAAACUCCCACGAUCGUCCGGAGGAAGACUCCCCAUCGAGGAUGACCCUGAGGGCAUCCAGACAUCAGGAAGAGGUGAGACACACAGAUGUCUCGUCCCUAUCGUCUCACGAAGCCCACAGAGACAUUCCAGAGAGAAUUAUUUUCGUUGUGGACACCGUCAGAGAGACAGACUGCACUCCUUUUGAAAUAGGCUCUGGAGCCAAGUUCCCUCCCCUUCACAUGAUAAAACGCGUUGUCGAGGUGUUCAUCAGUGCCAAGGGGUCAAUCAACAAAAAACACGAGUACGCAAUCAUGAAAUUGUCUGAUGACACUUGCCAGUGGAUCUGUGACUUCACCGACAACCCCAAAAUCCUCGUAAACCAUCUUGACAGAAUUGAAGAGGUCCAGGUGGAGGAGAACUCCACCAGGUACGAUCUCACCGAGUGCUUUCGACUGAUCAACGAAAAAGUGGACGUGGAGUGGAGCUCCAGACGACCCAAAUCCCUCACUCGUGUUAUUCUGAUCUACGCGAGGUCUCAUUGCAUUCCUCAAUUCUCUGACUCCAAGUGCUUUACGACCCUCAUGGAGAACUCUCACUUCUUUACUGACGUUGUUUAUGUUCACGAGAAAGUCACUGAGGAUAACGAGUGCGAGGAGGUGUACACAAAACUUGGAGAGCUGGACGUUAAACAGAAUUCAUUCAUUUUCGAAGUGGCCAGGAAUCCUGCAAAUCUUCACAACACCAUGGCGAAGCUACUGGCGCAUCCCUUGCAACGACCGAAGCAGGAUGAUACGUGUUAUGUGCCUCAGUGUUUAGGGGAUAUUUCAGAUAUUCAGACUAAUGUUUGAAGAUGAGACUAUUUUUUGUCCGGGGAAGUGGUGAAGUGGACUUUGGGGUUGGGAAGCUUUCGUGGGGAUUUACCAUGCCCUCUUCUCGAGACUUCAAUAUGUUGGACAGUCAGUGACGAUUACCAGCAGUUUCUGCUGGAUUAUUCAUGAAGAUUGAGAAAUUUUUUAUUGAUUCAGCAGUUGAAAUUAGUUCCAUCUUCUGUUCGAGGAACUCGAAAAAUUGAUUUUAAACAAAGAAUGGACAGAAGAUUAUGGAUUGUUCGAUAGAAUUAUUUGAAAUAUUUGACAACUAGCCCACUUCAUCACUAGUUUUAUAAUUCUGUAAUGUUUAUUGCGUAAACAAAUAUUUGUUGUUGAAAAACUAAAUUACACUGCUCAACCGGUUGAACCCUCAGUUCCCUUGGCACGAAAUGUGGAUUGGAAAAUAAUUUGUUUCCACGACCGAGACAGUACAAUUUGUAUUACGUAUUGAUAAUUAAUGGGUAUGGAGGAGUUGAGGAAAGCCUGAUUGAUGAAUAAAUAGUAUAUGUUUCAUGAUUAAAAAUAA
Molecule: messenger RNA, 1474 nt
Organism: Diachasmimorpha longicaudata
Lineage: Eukaryota; Metazoa; Arthropoda; Insecta; Hymenoptera; Braconidae
Product: BRISC and BRCA1-A complex member 1-like
Exons: 1
Coding region: 16-927 (303 amino acids)
Biological process (GO): double-strand break repair; mitotic G2 DNA damage checkpoint signaling; positive regulation of DNA repair
Cellular component (GO): BRCA1-A complex; nuclear body; BRISC complex
Source: RefSeq, a predicted model, not a curated record